AUGGCGUCCGUGACAACAGCCACAUCAGAGUGGAUCCAGUUUUUCAAGGAUGCUGGCAUCCCGGCUGGCCUGGCCGUCACCUAUGCAGUCUCCUUUGUGGACAACAGAAUUCAGAAGAACAUGCUGAUGGACCUGAGCAAGGACAUCAUGAUGGACCUCGGCAUCACAGUUGUCGGGGACAUAAUUGCCAUUCUCAAACACGCCAAGCUGGUCCACAGGCAGGAUAUGUGCAAAAUGGCCACCGAAGCCAUCUCCUCAGGACAGACCAGCGUGAAAGCAGAGCUCAGAAGAACCGCCAACACACCAGCCACCCGUAUGAUUGCCAACGCCUUGAGCCACGACUCCCCACCAGCCACUCCUGUACGUCGUCCCGACAACCGCCUCUCUGUUACAGUGUCCAACGUGCAAGCAAGCAAGGGUAACAAAGCAGCGAUCAGUCAGCCGGCAAAAGAAGGGAACGGAUUGUCAUCCGCGAAGCAACGGCGCGUCACAGCGGAGAUGGAAGGCAAGUACAUCAUCAACAUGCCCAAAGGCACCACGCCACGCACACGGCGCAUCCUGGCCCAGCAGGCCAAAAAAGGUUUGAAGAGGACCUCGGUGUUCGCGAGACUUGGAGCUGAAUCAAAGGCAGAAGCGGCAGCCAGCACUAACAAGCCCACUGGCGUCUUCAGCCGUCUGGACCAAGCAGACGAAGCGAGGGCGGAGCCAAGGUUGGGGAAGAUGGCAGCGACAGAACGGGAGGAUGACAGCGACGGUGAAGGCUCCGUCCUCCAGUAUGCCGGUGUGCUGAAAAAGCCUCUGCUCUCGCAGAGAAUUGAGCCCCCUAAAAAGCCGGCUCCCACCACCCUGCGGCGCCUAGGUGGCAAACUCAAACGACCGCUGCCCGACACGCCCACUCCUUCCUCCAACGGCAUCCCCCCAGCUAAAUUCAGCGUUCUUCAGAGACUGGGUAAGCUCCAGCGAGUCGCAGUCUCCUCUUCCGCGGUGUCCCUCCCGUCCGCUGACACGCAGGACAACAGAGUGACGAGCACUCGACCAAGGGCCAGGCAGAAAGGGAGCGUGGCCAGGUGUAAAGUCAGCAGCAGUACCGGAGCAAGAGCAGUAGCAGCAGCGGCAGCGGCCGGCACCGGAUCGUUGGACUGUGCGGGCGCCCAGAUGGACUGCAAGGCUGUCAGUGUUUUUAAGAGGUUGGGAAGCAAAAACAAAUAA
This is a messenger RNA of Nerophis lumbriciformis (worm pipefish), 1209 nucleotides long. The record is from RefSeq and is a predicted model, not a curated record. NCBI's taxonomy places the organism in Eukaryota, Metazoa, Chordata, Actinopteri, Syngnathiformes, Syngnathidae.